Molecule: messenger RNA, 1967 nt
Organism: Aegilops tauschii subsp. strangulata
Lineage: Eukaryota; Viridiplantae; Streptophyta; Magnoliopsida; Poales; Poaceae
Product: sorting nexin 2B
Molecular function (GO): phosphatidylinositol binding
Source: RefSeq, a predicted model, not a curated record
CAUACUCGCGGCGGAACACGCACGCGAGCGACACCACCACCCAGCUCCGGACUCCCGACUCCUUCCGCUCCUCCACUGCCCCGACCCCGAUCGAUCCCUCCUCCCCUCGCCUCGUCGCUCUCAGAUCCCCCGAUCUCCACGUCCAGCCCUCACCCCCUAAAUCCCCCGGACCCAAACCCUACCCACCACCCCCAAGCAGCCAUCAUGAUGGCCGCCGAGCCCUCGUCGCCGUCCGCCACCGCCUCCGCGGCCGCCGACGACCUCGAGACCCUCGCCCUCGACUCUUCCCACUCCUCGCCCGCCGCCGCCACCGACCCCCUCCUCCGCCCGCCCUCCUCCUCCUCCCCCAACGGCACCGCCGCCACCCGCCACGAGCCCUUCGUCAUCGACGACUUCCUCGACGACGACGAAGACAACGAGGAGGACGACGACCACGCGCCCCCGCCUCUCCCCGCUCCGGCCGCCGCCGCGAACGGCGGGGCGGGCCCCGAGUUCUCCCGGAUCACCGUCUCCGACCCGAAGAAGCACGCGGAGCCCGUCUCCGGGGCUGCCGGCGUCAUCCCCGGCUCCGGGAGCUACUUCUCCUACCUCGUCACCACGCGCCUCGCCGACGGCGCCGCCGAGGUCCGCGUGCGCCGCCGCUUCCGCGACGUCGUCGCCCUCGCCGACCGCCUCGCCGCGGCCCACCGCGGCCUCUUCGUGCCCGCCCGCCCCGACAAGAGCCUCGUCGAGGGCCAGGUCAUGCAGCGCCACGACUUCGUCAGCCAGCGCUGCACCGCGCUACAGCGCUACCUCCGCCGCCUCGCCGCCCACCCCGUCGUCGGCCGCAGCCCUGACCUCCGCACCUUCCUUACCGAGCCGGGGGCCAUUGCCGCCUUCCAAGGCGAGGCGCCGCGGCACUGGACUACCACGGUGAAUGCUGCCAUCCCGACGGCCCCGGCCAAAGCUGGGAGGGACUUGUUUGGGAUGUUCAAGGAUUUGAAACAGACCGUCGUCAAUGGGUUGGUCGCAACCAAGCCACCUCCUGUGGAGGAGGAGACUGAUACAGAAUUCCUGUCGCACAAGUCCAGGCUCGAGGACUUGCAACAGCAGCUCACCACGACGUCUCAACAGGCGGAAUCACUUGUUAAAGCUCAGGAUGAUCUUCGAACAACUACAGCUCAUUUGGGAAUGACAUUGAUUAAACUGGCAAAAUUUGAAAGGGAGCAGGCAACAUGUAAUUCCGAGAGAAGACGAGCUGGUGUUAUCCAACAUUUUGCAAAUUCUGUUGUCAAGUUCAGCAGAUCUCAGGCAAAAUUAAAUUCUGAAGUUGUACAACAGCUGGAUACUAUCCAUGAAUACUUGGAGACGAUGAUAUCUGUUAAUCAUGCAUUUACUGAUCGUUCAAAUGCUUUACAACAUGUGCAAAGUCUGUCAGCAGAUCUGUUUUUCUUGCACACUAGGGCAGGAAGACUUGAAUCUGUAUCAUCAAGAGGUAUUGGGCAGGAAUGGACAAGGUACCAGAAGAUAGAGGGAUUGAAAGAAACAAUAAGCACAAGAGAAGGAGUGAAAAACCAAGCUCUUAGAGAAUAUGAGAGUAUUAAGGAAAAUAACAUGACUGAAAUUAAAAGAUUUGACAAGGAUAGGCGUCGGGAUCUUAUUGAGAUGCUGAAAGGAUUUGUUGUAAACCAGGUCUCAUAUUCGGACCAUUUUGCUAAUAUGUGGGGAAAGGUCGCAGAGGAAACUAAAGUAUACGCGAACAGGAGCAACUGAUGCAGGCAUGCAGCUUUGGUGUACAGUACUAGUAUAGCAGUGGAUUUUGCCCUGACUCCAACACCGGCACAACCUUUCCUUUGUUCUCUCCAGUUUUGCCAUUGUGAUGAUGCAACAAUUGCGCGAUAAUUUAUUGCGGCUACCUGGUCUUGUUAUAGACAAUGGACUGAAAAAUGAGAGGUGAAACAGGAGUAAUAUUUGGUUUGAGCGCACGA